This is a messenger RNA of Trichoplax adhaerens, 430 nucleotides long. RefSeq lists its product as hypothetical. Gene Ontology annotation, cellular component: cytosolic large ribosomal subunit; ribosome. The record is from RefSeq and is a predicted model, not a curated record. The transcript has 3 exons. Gene Ontology annotation, biological process: cytoplasmic translational elongation. Gene Ontology annotation, molecular function: structural constituent of ribosome. NCBI's taxonomy places the organism in Eukaryota, Metazoa, Placozoa, Uniplacotomia, Trichoplacea, Trichoplacidae. Bases 22 to 360 code for a protein of 112 amino acids.
GCGUGUACAACCUCGAGAAAAAUGAGAUACGUGAGUGCAUACUUGUUAGCACGACUUGGUGGCAACGAUUCACCUAGUGCAUCGGAUAUUGAAAGUAUUUUAGGCAGCGUUGGUAUCGAUGUUGAUAGUGAAAGAUUAAGUAAAGUAAUCUCUGAACUAGAAGGUAAAGAUGUAGAUGAGGUGAUCAAAGGGGGUCUUUCAAAAUUAGCAUCUGUUCCAUCUGGAGGUGCUGUCUCAUCAGGUGCUGGUGCAUCGGCUGGAGGUGGUGCUGCCCCUGAAGCAGAAAAGGAAGAAAAACCAGCUGAGAAGGAAGAAGAAGAAGAAUCUGACGAUGACAUGGGCUUCGGCUUAUUCGAUUAAUUUCUUGGGAUUAAAUUCUCUUCUGUAAAUUUACUACACCUGUCAGUUCCAAUGUUAAAAUAAAAACUUG